AUGGACGACAAUCAACCAACGCCAACCGACUUGAAGCAGGAGACCUCAGAUGCGGCUGAAGUCACCGGCGCCGCAGUGGUCGAACCCACAACUGUAGACGCUACGGAGCCGACUUCUCAAGAAGCUGGCUCCCCAAGCAAUGCAAAUGAUACAACAUCUGCUAAUCCUCCAGACGCGCCCAAGUCUCCACCAGCAAAGACCGAGGGAAGCGGCGAGCAAGAGGAUGCCGAGAUGGGUGGAGUAGACGACGAUGCCAAAGCAGAAGAAGCAGAUGCUGAGAAAGACAAUAUGGAGGACGCUCAAGGGACACCGGCCGCGACCAAUGCCGAAGAGAAUCAAUCGGCACAGGCAAAGUCGAAUCUCGAAGCUGCGGCCAACGCACAUCUAGUAGCGCAGACUCACCAGAUCAUUCUCCCGAGCUACAGCACUUGGUUUGACAUGCAGACAAUCCACGCCAUUGAAAAGAAGUCACUGCCAGAGUUCUUCAAUGGCCGGAAUCGAAGCAAGACACCCGCCGUAUACAAAGACUACCGAGAUUUCAUGAUCAACACCUACCGCUUGAACCCAGUCGAAUACCUCACAGUGACCGCAUGUCGGAGAAAUUUGGCUGGCGACGUGUGCGCAAUUAUGCGAGUACAUGCCUUCUUGGAGCAAUGGGGUCUGAUCAACUAUCAGGUUGAUCCACAAACUCGUCCAGCCAACAUUGGACCACCGUUUACCGGACACUUUAGAGUCACAGCUGAUACACCGAGAGGACUUCAGCCAUUCCAGCCCGCUCUGAGCACUUUCGCCGCCCCUGGAAAGCCACAUCCUUCAACCGAUCGGGCAAAAUCAGCCACCCCAGCGGCUAAGGCAGACUUGAACCUGGAACUCCGCCGUAAUGUGUAUGACGAGAAAGGGAAGGAGAUUAAGACGAGCGAAGAGCCAGCGGACAAACAGACAAACGGCAGCAGUGCCACGGCAAAUGGCACCAGCUCGGAUGACGCUGCUACUGCCGCCAUCAAAGCAAUGGAAUCGGCUGCAAAGGAACCGAUGAAGACCUUCAACUGCUAUUCUUGUGGUAUUGACUGCACCAGAUGUCGUUUUCACUAUGCCAAGUCCGAUCCUGCCCCGGGCGGCACAAACACCGCCGAGGCCAAGUACGAUUUAUGUCCGAACUGUUACUUCCAAGCAAGAAUGCCCAGCAACCACCGUUCUUCAGACUUCGUCAAAAUGGAGGAGCCCGCCUAUUCGCCCAUUCCCGACAAAGAUGCACCCUGGACGGAUUCGGAGAUUCUCUUGCUCCUGGAAGCGUUAGAGACUUUUGAUGAUGACUGGAAUAAGAUUGCAAAACACGUCGGCACAAGAACGCGAGAAGAGUGUGUUCUCAAAUUCUUGCAGCUCGACAUUCAAGAUCAAUACCUGGAGGAUUCGGCAUUGAAUGGGUCGGCGAUGAGGCUUCUCAGUGGCCGGACUCCAAUCAGCCAACUGGAGAACCCGGUCAUGUCAGUGAUCAGUUUUCUUGCUCAGAUGGCGGACCCUAGUAUCGUUGCUGCUGCAUCAGGUCGAUCUAUUGCGGCGAUGCAGAAAGAAUUACGGAAGCAGCUUGAGAAAGGCAUGGGUGGAGUCGAGCAGGCCACCAAAGAGAAGGAGAAGGAGAAUGUCAAGUCCGAGGACACGAUGGAAGUGGAUGAGAAUACGGCUGAACAGCCCUCCGCGGCUGGCAAGGGUGCCGAUGUCAUCAGCGAUAUCGCCACAACGGCCAUGGCCACGACCGCCGCUCGGGCGAGCGCUCUGGCCUCUCACGAGGAAAGAGAGAUGACUCGACUGGUUGGAGCGGCCGUCAACCUGACUUUGCAGAAGUUUGAGCUCAAGAUGGCCCAGUUCGCCGAAAUAGAAGAGAUUGUUCAGGCGGAGCGGAGAGAUCUGGAGAAGGGCCGCGAGCAAUUAUUCCUGGACCGACUCUCCUUCCGGAAGCGAAUGAAGGAGAUGCUGCAAACUUUCCAACAAGCAAGUCUGAAAGGCGCAGAAGAAGGCACCCGGAUGAUGCAGGACUCCAUGAACGCCAACGCCGGACAACGAUUCGGGUUCCAGACACCCGAAAAAGAUGCCACUGAAGCAUCGGUGAAUGUGAUGACUGCUGGCGAAGGAAAAGGCGUCGAGCUCUAG
Molecule: messenger RNA, 2148 nt
Organism: Capronia coronata CBS 617.96
Lineage: Eukaryota; Fungi; Ascomycota; Eurotiomycetes; Chaetothyriales; Herpotrichiellaceae
Product: transcriptional adapter 2-alpha
Exons: 3
Coding region: 1-2148 (715 amino acids)
Biological process (GO): positive regulation of DNA-templated transcription
Cellular component (GO): SWI/SNF complex
Molecular function (GO): DNA binding; histone binding
Source: RefSeq, a predicted model, not a curated record